AACUUGACAAAAUGGCUUGCGCAGCAGACAGCUGCAUACAAUUCACACGCCACGCAAGUGAUGUUCUGCUCAACCAUCGGCUUCGUAGCAGAGACAUCCUCACAGAUGCACUAUUUGUCAAUCGACAGCAGUUUCGUGCACAUAAGACUCUCAUGGCUUGCAGUGGGCUGUUUUACACUAUCUUCACUGACUCCCACAAGUGCAACCUUAAUGCUAUCAGUUUGGACCCAAAGGUGGACCCAGAGGGUUUUGCCAUCCUGCUGGAAUUCAUGUACACCUCCCGUCUCACACUAAAGGAGAGUCUGAUCAUGGCUAUCAUGAAUACAGCCAUUUACCUGCAGAUGGACAUGUUUGGACACCUGCACAGAUUCAUCAAAUCCAGUGAUCCAUCUGCCAAGUUGCCCAGAGAUGAGUUUUUGGUCAGUCCCCGUUUACCUCAGGAUGUCCAUGCUUACCGGCCCCAUGAUGUUGUUGACAGUUUGCACAGCCGCGUGGCUCCGUUCAGGGAUGGGAGGCCCUACGGCUCCAACAUGUUCAGCGGGGUCAGCACCCCCAGCAACUACCAUCUCUACGGGCAGUUUCCCAUGCCAGGAUUCCCUUUCCCUCUCUGCAAGCUGACUGAUACCAAAAAUGCUUUUGCUGACCUCUCAAAGAGUGGUAUCCACCACAAGCAUUGUUCUCCACACGACAGCAGCAGCAGCAUCAGGGCAGAGUACACCAGGGCUCGCACAAGCUCCUCCAGUAUUAUUCACUCCACCACGUACGCUUCCAGGGAGGUAGGCAGAGAUGAUGAGAUGAGGAAGGAAAGCCACGAGGGGGUUGGUCAGUCCAUCGGUCUCAGCACAAGGAAGCGAGCAUUUCCUGUGUUGACCCUUGAGCACCAGAAGGACUUGGGCAAAGAGCAUGCUCCACAGGCGGAGGAAGACCUGAUCCAUCAGCACUAUCCCCUGGGUAUCUCCUCUGGACGCAAGAGCCUCAUGAGCAGCCCGCAGCCCCUCAAAUCUGACUGCCAGCCAACUCGCCUACGAGUCCAGCAGCAGCAAGAACGCCGGCUCUCUCAAGCCGCCGGAGCUCAAGUCCCGCAAGGUACCCAGGACCCCAAAGCUCGCAUGAAGAAGUACAAGUUCAUCGUGCUGAACCAGAGCGCAAAGGAGGACGAGGUGGCGCUGAGGGAUCCUGGGCUGCGCUCGCCUCAGAGGCUUGGCCUGCAACCCUACCUCCACCCUGGUGACUCGGAGAACCUUGACCCACAAAUCACAAGCAAGAGCAGCGAACACAGCGAGGAUCUACCUGUUCCUCAGGCUAGUCGUCUCAACAACAUCAUCAACAGUGCACUUGAAGCACUGAGGAACGCCGACGGUCAUCCUCCACACUACCAACGCCUCAACUGUUCGUCCUGCGGCUCUCAGUCCCCACAGCACUCAGAGGUCUGUCCAAACACCUCCAUCCGUCUCUCAGAGGACAUGGCAGAGUUUCAUUCAGAAUAUUCAGACUCCAGUUGUGAAAAUGGUACGUUCUUCUGUAACGAAUGUGACUCCAAGUUUGCUGAGGACGAAGCGCUGAAACAACACAUGCUUCAAGUGCACAGCGACAAGCCAUACAAGUGUGACCGCUGUCAGGCUGCUUUCCGUUACAAAGGCAACCUCGCCAGCCACAAGACUGUACACACAGGGGAGAAACCGUAUCGCUGUAAUAUCUGUGGUGCUCAGUUUAACCGACCAGCUAACCUCAAGACUCACACUCGCAUCCACUCAGGAGAGAAGCCAUACAAAUGUGAGACGUGUGGAGCUCGUUUUGUACAGGUUGCUCAUCUUCGUGCCCACGUGUUGAUUCACACGGGGGAGAAACCGUAUCCCUGUGAGAUCUGUGGGACUCGCUUCCGUCACCUGCAGACGCUUAAGAGUCACCUGCGCAUUCACACAGGAGAAAAGCCCUACCAUUGUGAAAAAUGCAACUUGCACUUCCGCCACAAGAGUCAGCUCCGGCUGCAUCUGCGACAGAAGCAUGGUGCCAUCACCAACACAAAGAUCCAGUACCGUAUGUCCACGGCAGACAUGCCCACUGACUUGACAAAGGCAUGCUGAGCUAAAUGAAGGAGACAUUUCUUGAUGAAGGCAAUCUUGACCUUGGCAUUUAUAGACCCCAACUUGUACAAUCAUCCAAAAUUGUAGUGCCACACUGUGUUCAUUAGACAAAUAAAUUGGCUGUGUAUGCCAUUCUAAACGGGUUUCCACUACAUGUGAACGUAGAGCCACAUAUGGCAUCUUAGUCACUUUAUUGUUUCUAUAUAGAUAUAAAUAAAUAUAUAUAUAUAUGUAUGUUGGGAGUGUUUUUAAGCUUUGAAGGUACGUAUAUAAAGCUUUAUUUUGUUGAGAAGGAUGGAAUGUAAACAAUCUGUUUUUUGAAAAUACAGUAUUUUAUAUCAGAGAACUUACUUUUCUGAAAGUAUUGAAAAUUUUGAUUGACGGGUGGUACAUAUAUUUUAAGAUAACGGGAUUUGCGGCUGUACAGAGUUGUCUAUACAUUUUUAUGUAGAUGUACGUACAUGUUGCACCAUGUCAAGUUGCCAUAUUCACGAAAAAAGGGUAGAAAAAAAACAAGAAGACUUAAUAAUUGGAUUUAGCCGAAAACAUAUCAGAUGACUGCUGCUGUCUGAUGAGGAUAUGCAUGAGGUACUCUCUUACCAGUUGUCAGCAUACACAAAGUGGGCGACUGCAUAAAUAUUGUGACAUAUUGUGUAAUUAUAUCUGUGGGAUUGCUCUCUGCUGGCAGAGCCAAUCCAAGUGUUGAACUGCAUUUCAAGGUACUGCUUUGUAAUGACCAAGAAAACAUUUUUGCUUCAGAUGUAUUUGUAUAGAUGUGACUUUUGUUAUUUUGUUUUUUUUUCAUAAGUGAAGGUUUACAGUUUUGCUCAUUGUUCUAGAUCCUAAAGUAAAAGUUGUGUAAAUGUCAAGGUUUUUGUUUGUAGAUACACUGUGUAUUCAAUGUGCCUUUCUCUAUGGUGACUGAAUUCCUCCCAUUCAGCCCAGCUCUAUUAAGGUACAACUCAAGGACACCACUUGUCCUAGAUCCCUCGUGUGUGUGUGUGUGCGUGUGUGUGUGUGUAUAUAUAUUUUAAAUGCUUGUCACCAACCUUAGAACAUGCAAAAUUCAUCAAUGUAAAUCUUCAGGACUUGUUUUUGGAUUGGGCUUUUUUUAACUGCAUUAAAAUUGUUGUACAACGUUAUAGAUGUAUGAAUGUAAAAUAAAGGUAUUGGAUUUCUAUGUAUUAA
Acanthochromis polyacanthus (spiny chromis) is the source of this 3272-nucleotide messenger RNA. RefSeq names its product BCL6A transcription repressor a (gene bcl6aa). Gene Ontology annotation, biological process: regulation of immune system process; regulation of cytokine production; negative regulation of transcription by RNA polymerase II. Lineage: Eukaryota; Metazoa; Chordata; Actinopteri; Pomacentridae. The record is from RefSeq and is a predicted model, not a curated record. Gene Ontology annotation, molecular function: protein binding.